Messenger RNA from Aspergillus melleus, 507 nucleotides. RefSeq lists its product as uncharacterized. Lineage: Eukaryota; Fungi; Ascomycota; Eurotiomycetes; Eurotiales; Aspergillaceae. The transcript is spliced from 2 exons. Bases 1 to 507 code for a protein of 168 amino acids. The record is from RefSeq and is a predicted model, not a curated record.
AUGAACGUCUUCCCCGAUCGACCCAGCUUAAUCACGCUCGAAGCGCGUCCACGCUCGCACGAUUCCGCCGUGAUCGCCAUCCUGCUGGAGGAGCUACGACUCCCAUAUGAACUACACCUCACAGACAGUCACGUCCCUCAAGUUCCUCAUCUAACGGACACCCAUUCCAACGGGGCACAAAUCGGUCUGAGCGACGUCGUCUCGAUCGCGUCGUACCUCGUCGCCCAGUACGACAAAGAACAGAGAGCCAUCUCCUACAGGAACGGGACCAAAGAAGCCGCGGAGAUCCAGGGCUGGGUGGGACUUUUGUCUGAGCGGUCCAAGACGCCGGCACAGGCACAGGCCCAACGGAAGGCACAGACACGACGCUCCUCGCCAUCGGACGAUGCACAAGCCCGGGAGAGUCGGGUGCAGGUAGUGCGGAAGAUGUUACACCUGUACCUCCUAAUGGAAGGACGGUUGCAGGAUCGGAAGAGCGGGGGGUAUUUGGUGGGGAGGAAAUGGUGA